Messenger RNA from Salvelinus fontinalis (brook trout), 5438 nucleotides. RefSeq names its product transmembrane protein 51a (gene tmem51a). The transcript has 3 exons. Lineage: Eukaryota; Metazoa; Chordata; Actinopteri; Salmoniformes; Salmonidae. The coding region runs from base 1775 to 2542 and encodes 255 amino acids. The record is from RefSeq and is a predicted model, not a curated record.
UUGCGGAAGUUCAGCGUUACAGCGUGGUUAAAAUGUAAAGGCAAUGUUCCUUCAUUAGCGGAGACUACAUUCACGGUAAACGCUGCAUUUGUCAGCUCAACCGUAAAUUACUUUUACAAUUGUAUUUCACAAUCUAACACUUCAGCGAUAAAGAUUGAAUAGAGCCCUAUAUGUUACAAAUUCUGUCUAGGUGGCUAGGCAGCAAAUGUUAGCUAGGCUAAUGGUUAGGGUUAAGUUUAGAAGUUAAGUUAAAGGGUUCCGGUUAGGUGAAGUGUUAGCUAAAAUAGUUAAGGUUAGAGGAAGAGUUAGCCAAAUGGGUUAAAGUUAGGGUUAGCUAACAUGCUAAGUAGCUAAAAAGUAGUAAGUAGUUGAAAAGUUGCUCAUGAUGAGUUUCGAACUCGCAACCUUUGGGUUGCUAGAUGUUCAUGUUAUACGCCCACCCUACUUUCGUUUCUGCCUGAAGUAACCAUCUGUCUUAUCUAACCACAUUAAACGUAACAUAUACUAGUUUGAGUGUCCCGGAUUUAAAUUUGCCAUGUCAUAUGAAGCCAGGCUGGCAAAAAUAUGGGCGAAUACAGAUGAGUUGGCUUAGAUCCGUGGUAUUCAAAGUCGGGGCCGCGACCACUAGAGUGGUUGCAGGAAACUGGAGUCGGGUCUCCAAAGCAUUAAGAGUGCAGAUUAUUGCAUGAGCCAAUACACACACGUUUUCAAGAAAGAUGCAUUGUAUUUUAUUUUGCUAAGAGAUUAAAAUGUUAUGAAUUGAAGGUUAUUUGUUGGAGUACAAAUCGAAAUGUAAGGAUUUUAGGUUGUGUCAUGAGAUUUGGGGUGGGUGGGGUCAUUUUUUUUGUCUUGGCUGAAAAAGUUUGAAUUCCACAGGCUUAGAUUGUUGACAACAAAUUAACUAUUAACUAUAUAAAACAAAUACAUUUGCACAAUGAGCACUUGUCUCUCAAAUACAUUGUUACCUUUGUUGGUUAGCUAGCUAGAGCAUUUUUGCCAUAUUAGCAUGGACGUGACAUUAGUCAAAACACCUCAAAAGAAGACAUGGUAUCAAGAACAAGAUUUAUGUGUAUUAUUUUUGUUUAUAUACAGAACAAGAUAAAAAUAGUGAAUGGAGCUGCCUCCCAGGCGUGAACUCUGUCUGACUGCGAAGUUGGCUCAAAAUUAAGGGGACUUAAUUGAGCACGUGUAGUUAUGAGUACGAUUCUGUGUUUUCCCAUGCAGAAGUGAUUGCUUUUGAUAUACACGCUUUAUCUACCUUGCCAAUAAAACCUUGUUUGAAAAUUUAAACAUAGUCUAUAUUUUAUCUAAAGGGAUUGUAGCUUGUAUUUUUUUGGGACGAUGCACCAUGUUGCAUUGUUGACAACAUGACUGACGCAGAUUUCUGUUCAUUUGAGAAAGCGCUCUUCCCUCGUUCACAUCACGGGCCAUAGACCAGUGCCCCGCAAUUCAGCAUAAUCGAAUCGCCCAAUGUUGCUCGCAAUCGGCACACGGCCUUUUGCCCCAUUGAAGCGCGCGCAUUGUUUUUGUGACGUGAUCACAUCAGUCGUCUAUAGGUCCGUCGAAGAAAGUUUCUGGUUAGAAAUGUGGCUUGGUUAGUAUAUUUCCAAGAAAUAGCUAGGCUACGUACAGUAAUUCCCUUGAUCGCGGGUGAUCAACUUCGAAGAAAGAAAACACUUUGGAAUGUAUCGUCAGCAUGCAAAGUCUUUGACCCCAGGUGUGAAGCAGCUAGCUGACCUAGCUGAACACUAGGUGGGCCUACGUUUUGGGGAAAAUGCACUCCAGUGUUGAGGUGCCCCCAAACCCCCAUGUUGCCAGCAACCACAACAACAGUCCCGGAAACUCGGGUUCCCAGUAUGCCUUGUGUGCCCUGGGGGUGGGACUGGUGGCCCUGGGCAUUGUCAUGAUCGUGUGGAGUGUGGUGCCCUCCGACAUGGCCGCGAACAACAGCAGUGGCAAUGGAGGAGGGAACCCGAAACCGGACACUAGGGGGAGGACUUCAUCGGUGGCCUUUGUACUGGUCGGGGCUGGAGUGGCCAUGCUCCUGCUGUCCCUGUGCCUGGGGAUGAGGAACAAGCAGCGGGAGCAGCAGGUGCUCCUAGAGGCCCAGACUCUGGGGGCAGGCAACGAAGCUGCCAGUGAGGACGACGGAGAGGCGGCAGAGGAGCGAUCCCAGAGGUACACUGUGCCCAGCUACGAGGAGGUGGUAGGCAGCGGCGAGUACCCCAUACGCCAGAGCAACUUGCGCCACAGCUCCUCCCAGCUGCCCUCCUACGACGACCUGGUGGACGGUGUGCAGAUUGAGCUGGAAGGGUCAGAUGUCACCCAGACGUCACCCGCUUCCGCUAACCCUGCCUCCUCUGCUGUGCCUAACCGCCGCCCUGGGCGAACGGGCCUCAAGCUCCUUCCCCUUAAGAUCCGGAGGAUUAAAUCGGAGAAGCUCUUUAUGAAUAACACGGAUAACUCUCAGCCACCGGGAGGGUUCUCUAUUGAGCCGCUCACUCCGCCACCAAUGUAUGAGGACAAAGCACCCCAGCUCUGAGACUUGGCACCUUCUAGGUUUCAAAGCAGGUUACUGAAGCCGCUGCGUCCCACUAGGCGUGGAUUGGUUGUGCAGUGCUACUAUAGAUGUGAUCAGAUGGCCCUUGUCAUGCAUCUGUGGUUUAAUCAUCUCAAUGGCCCUUGUCAUGCCUACCUGGCUGAGGACUUUUCUUUAGACCUGCAACUCAAGGGCAGUGAGCACUUCCAUAUGUGAGGCACUGGCAUUUGAGUAGAUCUUUGGGGCAACUCUAAUGUUGCUGGACAGAGGGAACACUUGGACAGAGAGUACAUCCAAUUUCGGACUAUGAUUACAAGGACAUUGAAGCUCGGUUCAAAGGAUCAAUAUUAUUGGGGGAAAUACUCGGUGUGUCUUUGAUGCCUUUUAUUCCUUUACAACGAGUACUUACUCUGGUCCAAAUCUCCUUUUGUAUGCAGUUGACCAUAUUUUAUUUUCGUCUGUCUGAUUUAUAUUAUUUCAAGUUCCGUCUUCAUCCUCAGUCCAGUCAGCCACGUGUUAUAGAUGUAUUAUUCAUGUCUGUGUUUUUGUAUUCUGUACAGCUACUUAGACAGCUGCUCCUCACAUUUUGGGAGAAGUGCUAUUUGGCGACUGAAUCAAUGGCCGCCUUGCUCAGACAGACAGUGUUUGUGUGUUGCUGCCUGUGUUGCUCGUCAAUAGAGGACAAUUGCGAGAGACCGAGGCUCAUGGGUAGUUAGAAGCCUUUACCCUGUAGCCAUGGUGAAAUGGGGUUGGGCUCUGAAGGCAGUAGUGUAGUCCAGCUCUUUUCCUUGACUUUUUUUUUUUUUUUUUUUUGCUCAAUAGAGGAGAACACAAGGGGGACUUUCUCUGAGCAGCUGGGAGCUGGGAUAAUGGCACCCAUUGCUCACUCACUCAUCACUCUUGAACUAUUCUUCACUAGCUCCUUGACUGGCAGCACUUUCAUUAGGAGUAUUCAGAGAAUGAACUUCUGGUGUCCAUGGUUUGACCCCAUUUUGUUUAGUGGAGCGAAAAUACAUCAGUACCUAUCUCUCUAGCCUGUUUGUUUUAUGCUUAUGAGAGUAUGGAAAUUAGCGAGUCCAUGAAGUUUUUGGAAGUUAAGAAUGUUAUUUUCUUAUCAUACGGAUGCUAUUUUCUGAUAUCAUGUUGAUGAACCUGUUCAACAACUAUUCACCACUUUUUAGAUGGGAACACAAACUGUACACAACAGUAGCCUUUUUUGUGUAAGUGAACACUUAAUAAACUAGCAAAUGUAUACCUAUACAUACAGAACAACAAUAGGCUUUUUUAAUUAGAAUUGAAUUGUUGAAUUACUAUGCUAAACAAAAAUAUAAAUGCAACAUGUAAAGUGUUGGUCCCAUGUUUCAUGACCUGAAACACAAGAUCCCAGAAAUGUUCCAUAUGCACAAAAAGCAUAUUUCUCUAAUUUUCUGAACAAAUUUGUUUACAUUCCUGUUAGUGAGCGUUUUUCCUUUGCCAAGAUAAUCCAUCCACCUGACAGAUGUGGCAUAUCAAGAAGAUGAUUAAACAGCAUAGUUAUUACACAGGUGCAUGAAAUAAAAGGCUACUCUAAAAUGUGCCAUUUUGUCACACAACACAAUGCCUUAGAUGUUACAUUUUGAAGGAGCGUGCAAUUAUCAUGCUGCCUGCAGGAAUGUCCUUUAGAACUGUUGCCAGAAUUUAAAUGUUCAGUUCUAUACCAUAAGCUGCUUCCAAUGUCGUUUUAGAUAACUGGCCUCACAACCGCAGACUACAUGUAAUCACGCCAGCCCAGGAGCUCCACAUCUGUGCUGAAGAGUAUUUCUGUCUUUAAUAAAUCCCUUUUGUGGGGAAAAACUCAUUUUGAUUGGCUGGGCCUAGCUCCCAAAUGGGUGGGCCUAUGCCCUCCCAGGCUCACCCAUGGCUGCGCCCCUGCCCAGUCGUGAAAUCCGUAGAUUAGGGCCUAAUGAAUUUAUUUCAAUUAACUGAUUUCCUUGUUAGAACUGUAACUCAGUAAAAUCUCAGAAAUUGUUGCGUUUUUAUAUUUUUGUUCAGUACAGUUUAUACAUGUAAAAUAGCAUGCACAUCAUCUAUAUUUUAGUUUUAUACAUUGAUUUUGUACAAUAUUGUUGACGGUAUUUGUAGUUGUGAUGCCUAGGCAGUGCUGUGUGUGUGUGGGGGGGCGACCAGUUUUGGCUGUGAGGAAUCCGUGGCUUCAUACCAUGUUCUGUACUUAUGGGGACACUGCACUCUAAAAUGAAAGUUUGUCAGACGUUUUCAAACCUCAAAAGAAGCAUUAUGUUAAGCAACGUACACAUCCCAUUCCAUUGGUUUUGUAGAUCCAACGUAAUGUCACAACCCCAAAUGAAUGAUAACAAUGAGCACCAGAGAUGCUUAUCUGUUUAUGAAUGAAAAAUUGUGCCCGUUGUGCUCAUCUUUUCCAUUCAUAAACAGAUCAGCAUCAAGAUAAGCACCAUGGUGUCCAUCUUUUCCAUUCAUUUUGGGAUUGAGGAAUACAGCUGUAUCUAUACAAUCAAUGGUGUUGGACAUGGAUCCACCUUCACAUUAGACUUCUUUUGAGGUAUAAAAACAUCUAACAAACUUAGAUUUUGGAGUGUAUUGUCCUUUUAAGAAUAUUCUUAUGUGGAACAGAAACAUUGUUCAUGAGUUCAAUGGACUUUUCUCUCAACCAGCUGUAUGUAUAACAUUUAUUCACAUCAUUUCAAAUACUUAGCAUUAUUUGUAAACUAUAUGAUUUGCUUGUAUGUCUAAAUUUCAUUUUGUAUGUAUUGUGAAAGUAUGUAUUUGUAUGAGGAGUUCUGUCUGUUUAUGUUGACUUUGACGAGUACAGAAUAAUGCAUUAUUGUGUACAGUAAAGGAGUUGAGUAUGAAUAAUGUAAAAAAUAAAUUCAAACUAUUCCGA